Naegleria lovaniensis is the source of this 855-nucleotide messenger RNA. RefSeq lists its product as uncharacterized. Gene Ontology annotation, cellular component: Swi5-Swi2 complex; Swi5-Sfr1 complex. Lineage: Eukaryota; Heterolobosea; Eutetramitea; Acrasida; Naegleriidae. Gene Ontology annotation, biological process: double-strand break repair via homologous recombination. The transcript is spliced from 2 exons. Bases 1 to 855 code for a protein of 284 amino acids. The record is from RefSeq and is a predicted model, not a curated record.
AUGAUCACCACAGUACAAGCUCGUUUCAGAACUGAGAACACUUUAGCUUCUGUUAACAUGACUUGUUUAAUUCUGUCAGGAGAACAUCGCUCUUUAGUAGAUUCUUCUGAAACUGUUAUGAAUGUUGGAAAUGAACAGAAAGAUGACCAUAGUGAAAUGAUGAAGGUCAAGUCGAAAGCAAUACAUGAUCGAGAACCUCAAUUUAAAACAAACAAAAAGUCACAAUCAAAAAAUCAUCAAAGUUUAGUCCAUGCAGUGAACAAGGAAAUAAUGACAGUGUUCCCAAACAACAAGGAAUGCAAGCACAAUCCAACCUUAAUGUACAAAAAGACAACAGAAACAGCGGCUACACCCAAAGAUGAACCCUCCUUGUCCAGUGACUCAACUCCAAAUCAAACUCGCACCACCUUGAGCGGAGCCUUGUCUUUAAUGAGACAUGAUAUUUACCGUAGAAAUGAGGAAUUUUAUGACACACAGCUCUUAAUGUUGGAGAAGGAUGAUGCUGAUUCAAAAUUAUCCAUGGUUGAAACAGAAGGAGAGAUGAAUGGUGUGUAUAGUGAACAUGAAAAUUCUCUUAUCGAACAUUCAAAAUUGUCACAAGCUGUGUUGAAUGAACAAGAAGUAGAAGAAUUGUUUUUAAGGAGAGAACGAUUAAAGGAGAUGGAUCAGCAAAUCCAAGAACUUAAACAACAGGAAAGAACGCUCAAGGAACGUUCAAAACACAAGAUUGAUCUCCUUCACAAGUACAACAAAAUCAAAGAUAUUUGUCAAUUUUUAAUCGAAAAGUUAGCACUCAUUGAGAAUAGAACAGUAACAAGCAUUUACGAAGAGUACAAUCUUGAAAAUGAGGAUUAA